Molecule: messenger RNA, 3303 nt
Organism: Suricata suricatta (meerkat)
Lineage: Eukaryota; Metazoa; Chordata; Mammalia; Carnivora; Herpestidae
Gene: DENR
Product: density regulated re-initiation and release factor
Exons: 8
Coding region: 461-1153 (230 amino acids)
Biological process (GO): formation of translation preinitiation complex; translation reinitiation
Molecular function (GO): translation initiation factor activity; mRNA binding
Source: RefSeq, a predicted model, not a curated record
AUCUUCCCCUAACACCUGGCCGCCCUUGUCGCCUCAGUGCUCUUACAUUCUGCCUCUUCUUGAUUCUUCUGCCCCCAUUUUCUCUCUUCAGAUUCUGGUCUCCCCGCCGCCCCCCCACUCCCAUCUCCUUUCCCUACUCUUGGGUCCCUCCCUUGGCGUUUAGCUGCCCCCACACCCUGUAUUCUGGGCACCUCCAGUCGCCCACCCCUUCUUCGUAGGCUUUUCUAGCCUCUUUUCGUACAGCUGCUUUGUGGCCUUUAUUGCUGCAGUUUGCAUCCUUUCCAGUCACCCCCAGACCUUUUGCCCAGUCACUACGGAUCCUUCUCCCAUCCUAUUAUCCCCACUGCUUCCUUUUUCACUAGUGUCUCUUCCCCCAUCCAACGGUCCUCUAGCUACUGUCACUUGCUUCCCUGUAGACCUGUGGAGCUGGUAGUGGUGCACCCAGAAUCGCUCAUAUUUUAUGAAUCUUAGUGCAGCUUGUAUCCUUCCUUCAUUUAGGAACAGAAUUGCAACAGAUUUAUGGUUUAGGUAUUUCUCGUGGGCGGAGGUUUGUGAGAUGGCUGCUGAUAUUUCUGAAUCCGUUGGGCAUGAUUGCAAAGGAGAGCCGAGGGGCAAUACCAAGUUAGAUGCAGACUACCCGCUUCGAGUCCUCUACUGUGGAGUCUGUUCAUUACCAACAGAGUACUGUGAAUAUAUGCCUGAUGUCACUAAAUGUCGACAGUGGUUAGAGAAGAAUUUUCCAAAUGAGUUUGCAAAACUUACUGUAGAAAAUUCACCCAAACAAGAAGCUGGAAUUAGUGAGGGUCAAGGCACAGCAGGGGAAGAGGAAGAGAAGAAAAAGCAAAAGAGAGGUGGAAGGGGUCAAAUAAAGCAAAAAAAGAAGACUGUACCACAAAAGGUUACGAUAGCCAAAAUUCCCAGAGCAAAGAAGAAAUAUGUAACACGAGUAUGUGGCCUUGCAACUUUUGAAAUUGAUCUAAAAGAAGCACAAAGAUUUUUUGCUCAAAAAUUCUCCUGUGGUGCCUCAGUAACAGGAGAGGAUGAAAUCAUCAUUCAGGGAGACUUUACAGAUGACAUUAUUGAUGUCAUUCAGGAAAAAUGGCCAGAGGUGGAUGAUGACAGCAUCGAAGAUCUUGGAGAAGUAAAGAAGUGAUUUUGAAAAUUUGUCUCUAUUUAAUGAUUUGAACUGAGAGUUGAUAUGGCCAAAGGGAGAGAGGCCUUUUAAAAAUAUAUAUAUUUAUCCUACAGUAAAACUGUAGAUUACCCUCACCCUUGGCAUUUUCACUGUUCUGUAUAAGGCUGCUUGUUUUUUUUUUUAUUGCCAAAGUCUAAUAAACAGGGGAGACUGUCAUGCUUAUGCAUGAAAUAGAACCUAGUCAAAUAAAAGUUUUUGGUCAUUUGGUACUGACUUUUCUCUUUCUCUUUUUAACUUUUUAGUUUUGGAAAAACACUAGAUUUUUUGUGCAAAGUUUUUUCUGUGUAUUAUCUUAAAAUAAUCCUGAUUUAAUGAGUCAAUUUUCUUUAAAUAAUCAUGAUUUAAUUAAAUCGUGAUUUGAAGCUGAGUAAUGUUUUAAAGAAUUUGAAUUUUGCCUUCAUCACCAUUAAUGAUUGUCUCCUUGCUUCUUUGGUGUGGUAGUUUCGAGAUGCUUGGGCACCUAAUAGAUUUGUGGUUGAAUUUGCUUCAUUGUUACCAACCAAGUCCACUUCGUAGUCACAUUAACUUAAUGUUGGUAGGAGUUUUCACAUUCUGGAGAUUAUUUGGUGAAGUAUACUAAAGCCUUAAAACCAUUUGCAGUCCGACCCAGUAAGCCACUCAGUUGACAUUGUCCUAAAGAUAGAAUCAUUCUUGCCUAAAACUGUGGGUGAAGGUGUUCAUCACAAUGUUACUCAUAAAAAAAUUGCAACUCUUAUAAAUGAACAGCUGGGAAAUGGUUAGAGAGUGAUGGUGCAGCAUAUGGUAGAAUAUUGAUGUAUUUUUAAAUAUUUUCCAAGAAUACUUUGGAAACAUGUUUAGUGAAGUUAAGUAGGGCAGUAGACCCCAAAUCCAUUUUAUACAUUAUUGUCACCAUUGUUUUGAGUGAAAGGCCAUUCAGAGAUGCUGUGAGUUCUUGUUCUAGCUAUAAAUUCUGAGAAUAAAAUUCUAUCCAAUUGAAAAGAAUAUACACCCAUACUCUCUCUAUAUUAAGUAGUCUGGGAAAUAACAAUUGAAAUGAGUCUUUCUCACAAGAGAAACAGUGACAAUGAAUUUUAAUGAAUGCACUAAAUGAAUUUAAACCUUGUUUUCAUAAAAGGUCUUAAGUCAGGUGCUACAAAUUGAAAAGAAGACUCCUGGUAUUUUAAAUUCCUAUAGACACCUUUAAGAAAUUUAGAACCCACUGUUUAUUGCCCUACAAAUGACAGCCUUGAAUGAAUGGCUUUUUAAAAUAAUUAAAGUCUUAGAAAAAAUGUGUAAUAAAGAUGUAAAUUAAGAAAAUGAAAUUUUGCAUUAACUGAAUUUUUACUAAAUAUGAGUAUCUGAUGAAGCAAAUUGACCCAUCAAGACCAUUUGGUAUGUGUUGUGUGUGUAUUCUGUUCGUGCUGGAAGAUGUCUAUGUGCCUGUAUCAGCUGUGUGACUCCAUGUAAAGGUUCUCAGUGUUCACAGUUCUUGGCAAAUGCAGUUUUAAUCCAUAUAAAGCCUGCAGUGGAUGUUACUGCAGGAUAAUGGAGGAUUAAAAUUGUUCUUGUGUAUAACAUGUGUGAAUCUUUUCUUCGACCAGAAAUUUAAAAUGCAGCAUCAGUUUGCUCUUUGGUUAAAAUAUACUAAGCUCAAGGAUUGACUAAUUCAUAUAUUCUCUUCAUGUAUGUAUUAUGUAAAUGUUUUCACAGUCUUUUUAGCAAAAAGAAUGCUAACCUUUAAAUAGCCUUAUGUCAUAAUUGUAAAAGAUUUGCCACAAUUAAGCUGGCAAUUUAAGUGCAACCCCAGCUUUGAUAAUAUAGUAUUUUAUGUAUUAAAAAAUAUAGAUGUUGACAGUAACUGAUUUUACAGUGUUUUAGUUAUUACAAAGAAGCCUCAGUAAAUCAGCUAUUGCUUAAGAUAAAAUACAUGGUAGCUUUCUCACUGUUAGUUAAAAAGUUGAUAAAUUACUGUUUUAAAGAUGAAUUCUACUUUUCAGAUCCUGUUUUUGUUAUUUUCUAAAUUACUUAAGAAAUAUGGUAGGGAGACUGGAAUGAGUUUGCUUAGUUCAUCAGUUAGAAUUAGAUUCAGUAUAAAAUCAGAUGCAGUGUAAUUCUUGGAGCUUUCAUAAAACAUGCAAUUUUUUAAA